AUUACUAAACCAUAGCAUGAACAUAUUUAGUGGCUGUUUAAAGGCGCGAGCAUUCGGGCUUAAUGAGCAUUAGGAUGUGGCAUCGCGUAAACAUCUGAACGGGACAGUAGUAGUGAGACACAUGAACUUAUAUUGCUUAAUUUUUAUUCAUUAGGCUCAAUUUCAGGUCACGAUCGAGGGCCUGCUUUCCUAUGGCUUGAUAAUAUUUAAUUGUAAUUUUAUUAAAACUUUUAUUAAUAGAUUUUCAUUCCAGCACAAAAAAUGUAAUUAGUAACAGUAGGCCAAACAAAUUCUCCGAUUUUAUAAUCUACACACUAAAAUACAUCUUUGUAAAUGGAUAAGAAGUAAAAUUUACUUCAUGACUAUCUACCUACUUUGUUUUAAUGCAGCAUCAGUUAUAUUCGUAUAUUUAUAUAUUAUACCCUAUUCUUCUGCAAACAUUUUUAUUGUUAUUCUAAUAGGUACUUCUUUUCCUGAAUUUUUAAAUGUUUAUUUGGUUAUAAUGCAUUAAUAGUAGGUAGGCGAUUUCUUAGAUCCAGAUCAUAAACAUCGUUAUCAGUGUGUACUUUGAUAUAAAAAAAUUACGCAAAACGAUUUCGACAAUGAUAAUAAGUACACCUAUCGAUGAUAAGCCGAUUCACACGAGACCCCUACAUAAAUCUAAUUUGUAAUAUUAUAUCUCAUAACGCGAAAGUGCUUUAUAGCAGCAGCCAUGGCAUCUACAAAAUUAUUGUUGUUAUCUUUUACUAUUAUUUGUCUAGCACAAUUUAUUAAAACGGAUUAUAUAGCUGCCGUAGUAGAAUAUCAACCAAUAAAUGGAACUGCCCCAAAUGAAACCGUGGAAUCGAAUAUAGCUCAAUAUGUAUACAACAUUGAGCAAGCACGAAACAGCAAGGUUCAAAUAAUUGUUUUUCCCGAGUAUGGUUUAACUGGUUUGGUUUUUAACCCAACCGGAUAUGCAAUAGAAAUUCCUAAUCCUGGAGAUAAUACCACAUAUGAACAUUACUGGCUUCAAAAACUAGCAAAUGCUGCUGUGGCACAUUCAAUGUAUGUGGUGCUUAAUUUACUCGAACAAGAAAAAGAUAAUAGGAAUAAUACAACGUAUUACAAUACUAAUAUCGUAUUUGAUAAAUAUGGAAAACUUGUCGCAAAAUACCGCAAGAUCAAUGUAUACGAAGAGCCAGCAAUAACACCUGGAAGUUACAAUCAGAACCAAAAUACUUUUGUAACUGAUUUUGGUAUAACUUUCGGAACUUUCACAUGUUACGAUAUAACUUUCUUCAAUCCUGCCAGAUCUGUGUUAUCUAAAUCUGUCACAGAUAUAGUUUAUCCAACUGCUUGGCAUUCAUUUUUACCUUUCCAUCACUCAUUAUCGAUUCAAUCUGGCUAUGCUCUCGCUAAUAAAGUUAACCUCUUGGCGGCGAAUCUGAACAAUGUAGAAGAAGGAAUUGGCGGAAGUGGUAUUUACGGUGCCAAUGGAAGUAUUUUUAGUUAUUAUCUAUCAGGAAGUGAAGGAAGCAAGCUUCAAAUUGCUACUGUAAAAAAUGUUCCAACACAUAAUAAUACGGCUUUCAAUACAUUUGGUUUUGAAGUAUUGGACGACAAUAUACCAACAUUGGCCAAUUUUAAGGCGAAGAGAUAUUUUGAAAGCGACAAAUACGAGUUCAGAAGGUUGAACCUUUCUCAACACAUCGUCAAAGAUGAAGUUUGUCACAAAUAUUUCUGUUGUGUUUUCACUGUUAACGCAUCUUCUUCUAACGCUUCUGAAGUAUAUCAGAUUAUGGCUUUUAAAGGUCAAAUAAGAGCUGGGGAGAUUACAGAUGUGAAACUAUGUGCUCUUCUUGCCUGCGAGAGUGAAGAUAUAAACACUUGCGGGGAAAGAAACGCCAAAUCAACGGCCAAAUUUGAAUCGAUAACUGUCGAAACGAGCAUGCCAGAUGGGCCUGAACAAUAUUUUCUUCCUAUUUCAUUAAAUGCUGAUUUGAAUCCAAUUUCUAAUACCGUUUUCAACAAUACUAUUAAUGGCGAUACUAGAACAAUUAAAUAUCACUAUUCGAACCUAAAACAACAGAAUAUUAUUGCAUUUGGUAUUGUAGGAAAUAGUGGUGUUACUUUAAGUUUCAAUUUUGUUUUAAUAGCGGCUAUUUUGGUUUUAAAUUAUUUAUAUUACUAAAGAAGCCAUUAGUAAUAAAUUUAUAUUUUAUUUUUGCUUUAAUACAAUAUAUUUCACUUUUAUAACAAAUUUUUUGUACUCCGUUUAAUUCUGUAUCUGUUUUUUUUUUAAUAAAUUAUAGUUUUAA
Molecule: messenger RNA, 2300 nt
Organism: Psylliodes chrysocephalus
Lineage: Eukaryota; Metazoa; Arthropoda; Insecta; Coleoptera; Chrysomelidae
Source: the annotation of a GenBank genome assembly